This is a messenger RNA of Aspergillus chevalieri, 4941 nucleotides long. It is a transcript of the gene KLP8, whose product is annotated as kinesin-3 motor protein uncA. The transcript is spliced from 2 exons. Lineage: Eukaryota; Fungi; Ascomycota; Eurotiomycetes; Eurotiales; Aspergillaceae. Gene Ontology annotation, molecular function: ATP hydrolysis activity; microtubule binding; ATP binding. The coding region runs from base 1 to 4941 and encodes 1646 amino acids. Gene Ontology annotation, cellular component: kinesin complex; microtubule. The record is from RefSeq and is a predicted model, not a curated record. Gene Ontology annotation, biological process: cytoskeleton-dependent intracellular transport; microtubule-based movement.
AUGGCUCCAGGCGGUGGUGGAAAUAUUAAGGUGGUGGUGAGAGUACGGCCGUUCAAUAGCAGAGAAAUCGACCGCGGUGCAAAAUGUAUCAUUCAGAUGAAAGGUGCCUCGACAAUCCUCACCCCGCCCCCCGGUGCCGACGAGAAACAACGAAAAGGCGGCGCGAAAGGAGCCGUGGAAGGGCCCAAGACCUUCGCCUUCGAUAGGUCGUAUUGGUCGUUCGAUAAAAAUUCUCCCAACUAUGCCGGCCAGGAUAACUUGUUCGAUGAUCUCGGAACGCCGCUUCUUGACAAUGCGUUUGGGGGUUACAACAAUUGUAUUUUCGCGUACGGUCAAACGGGUUCCGGAAAGUCGUACUCGAUGAUGGGUUAUGGGAAGGAGUAUGGUGUGAUUCCGAGAAUUUGCCAGGAUAUGUUUCAGCGUAUCGAGGAUAUCCAGCGGGAUAAGCAGCUUGGUUGUACGGUUGAGGUGUCGUAUCUGGAAAUCUACAACGAAAGGGUUCGCGAUUUGCUCAAUCCGUCAAAUAAGGGGAACCUCAAGGUCCGUGAGCAUCCAUCGACAGGUCCUUAUGUUGAAGAUCUGGCCAAGCUUGUCGUGCGCUCGUUUGAGGAGAUCGAGAACUUAAUGGACGAGGGUAACAAGGCGAGAACGGUUGCCGCUACGAACAUGAACGAAACGUCCAGUCGUUCGCACGCCGUCUUCACUCUUACCCUUACCCAGAAACGCCAUGACGCCGAAACAUCCAUGGAUACGGAAAAGGUAUCGCGAAUCAGUUUGGUUGAUCUUGCAGGUUCGGAAAGAGCAACGUCCACAGGAGCCACGGGAGCCCGGCUGAAGGAAGGUGCCGAAAUCAACCGUUCUUUAUCCACUCUCGGUCGUGUCAUUGCAGCGCUUGCAGAUGUGGCCGCCGGAAAGAAAAAGAACGCCUCCAUGGUUCCGUACCGUGAUUCGAUCUUGACAUGGCUGUUGAAGGACUCGCUGGGAGGAAACUCCAUGACCGCGAUGAUUGCUGCAAUCUCGCCGGCAGAUAUCAACUUCGAAGAAACGCUGGGUACCCUCCGUUACGCCGACUCCGCGAAGCGGAUCCGGAACCAUGCCGUCGUGAACGAAGACCCGAAUGCACGGAUGAUCCGAGAAUUGAAGGAGGAAUUACAACAACUCAGAUCGAAGCUUGGUGGAGGAGCAGCUGGUGCUGUUGGCGGCGCACUUCCACCUGGAGCUGCACCGGGUGCUCCUGGUGGUAUACCUGCUGGUGAAUACUAUCCUCCUGAUACGCCAUUAGAACAACAAGUCGUGUCUAUUCACCAGUCAGACGGCACCGUGACCAAAGUUAGCAAGGCGGAGAUUGUCGAACAGCUCAACCAGAGUGAAAAGCUCUACAAGGAUCUGAACCAGACAUGGGAAGAGAAGAUGCAGAAUACGGAAAAAAUCCACAAGGAGCGUGAAUCCGCACUGGAAGAACUGGGUAUCAGCAUCGAGAAGGGGUUUAUCGGGCUAAGUACCCCGAAAAAAAUGCCUCAUUUGGUCAACCUGAGUGACGACCCGCUGCUUGCUGAAUGUCUUGUCUACAACAUCAAGCCUGGUACUACGACAGUCGGGCACAUGGACCAAGGCAAUGCUGUUGAGAUCAGACUGAAUGGGUCUAAGAUUAUGUCCAACCACUGCAAAUUCGAAAACGUGGACAACAUCGUUACUAUUGUUCCAACUGAAGGCGCAGCGGUCAUGGUUAACGGCCUGCGUAUCGACAAGCCCAAGCGUCUGAAGAGUGGUUUUCGAAUCAUCCUGGGCGAUUUCCACAUUUUCCGAUUCAAUCACCCGCAAGAGGCUCGUGCGGAGCGUGUCGAACAGAGCUUAUUACGGCAUUCCGUCACUAGCACUCAACUUGGUUCUCCGGCGCCGAAGACCCAUGACCGAACUCAGAGCAAGACUGGUUCGGAGCUCGAUGGCGACUCAAAUAGGGCUGAAUCACCAUUACCCUCGCAGCGUGGCCGAGAAUCUGAUUGGUUCCAGGCGCGUCGGGAAGCGAUUAGUGCAGCGCUGGGACCGGAUCAUAUAUCACAUAUGCCGGAUGACGAACUAGACGCUCUGUUCGAAGACGUGCAGAAAGUGAGAGCAACCCGUCGGGGGCUGGUGGAAAAUGAAGAAGAUUCCGACUCGCUCAGCUCGUUCCCUGUCCGAGACAAGUACAUGUCGAACGGUACGAUUGACAACUUUUCGCUGGAUACUGCCAUCACGAUGCCAGGGACACCCCAGCAGCAAGAAGACGAGGGGCAGAGUGGUGAUUCAACGCUUCACUCCGUGCGCCAAGAUAUGCAACGUCAGCUGGAUCGACAAAAGGAGGAAUACCAAGAUAAGCUAAAGAACGCCGAAGCUUCGUCAAACCAGGACAUCGGCGAUGUAAAGUCUGAAAAGGUCCGAAUGGAGGAGGCUCUUCGCGCGGCUAAGGAGGAGUACGAAGAGCAGCUAAAGAAGCAAAAGGAGAUUUUUGAGUCGCAGAUGAAGGAUUUGGGGAAGCCGGUUCCGCCGAAGAUCUACGAGAAUGGGUUUGCCAAGCUGGAGCCCGAGGAGAUUGAAACCGCGCGUGCCGUAUAUCACCACUGGUCGCAGCAGAACUACGUCCGUAUGGCGGAGAAGAUACUGCAGUAUGCAUCGCUGUUGAAGGAAGCACAGGUAAUGAGCCAGAUCAUGGACAAGAACGUUUCGUUUCAGUUUGCCAUCGUCGACCAUGGGCAUAAUAUGGCGUCUUCUUACGAUCUCGUGCUGAACGGAAUCUCUGGGGACGAGGAUUUCGUCUUGGAUGAGGCGAAGAAGCCCUGUGUGGGGGUCCGUGUCAUCGAUUACAAGCAAUGCGUUAUCCACCUAUGGUCGAUUGAGAAGCUUCAACGUCGUUUGCAGUCUAUGCGUCAGUUGCAUCAGUACAUUGAUCGCCCGGAUUAUAUUCAGCAUUUCAAGCUGGAGAAUCCUUUCUCUGAGCCUUGCUCGCCGCGUUACUCGCUUGUUGGUGAUGCCGAUAUUCCGCUUACAGCUGUCUUUGAGACUCGUGUCCAGGAUUUCUCUGUCGAAGUCACUUCGCCGUAUACGCAGAGUGUGGUUGGUAUAAUCAGGCUGUCGUUGGAGCCAUCUUCUGCCCAGGCACCGUCGUCCACUCUGAAGUUUAACGUCGUUAUGCGCGAUAUGGUGGGUUUCAAUGAGUGGGAAGGCUCUGAUGUCCACGCUCAAUUGUUCGUACCGGGGAUUUCUGACGAAGGAGGCGCAACGACAACCCAGAUGACCAGCGGCUUUGACGAGAGCCCCGUUCGCUUCGAGAGUGUGCAUAGCAUGAGCUUACCACUGAACAGCCCGCGAAGCGCCGCGCUGAAAGUCUGCGUCUACGCUCAAGUCACGCAAAUGCACCUGGACAAGCUUCUAAGCUGGGACGAUAUCCGUGACUCGGCCGACCCUGGGCUCCAGAAACGCAAGGCGCCUCGUAUUGCCGAGUCGGAAUUCUACUCGGAGGAGAGGCAUGAUGUCUUUGCUCGGAUUCAGAUCCUCGAGUUGGCGGAGAAUGGCGAAUACCUCCCUGUCGAAGUGGUGCAAAACAACAGCUUGGAUGCGGGAACAUAUCAGCUUCACCAGGGCUUGCAGCGUCGUAUUUCGAUCAAUCUUACGUAUAGUUCGACCGAGAGUCUUCCGUGGGAUGACCUUCGCAGUAUCCGUGUGGGAUCUGUUCGGAUGCUUGAUCCUUGGGGCAAGAUUCCAGACCAGGACCUGCAGACUCCAGAUGUGCCAUUGAAGUUCGUCCAGGAGCCGACAGUGAAGGAUAAUGCUGACGGGACGUCUAACGUUACGAUCGUGGGCCAGUGGGACUCUAGUUUGCAUGGAUCCCUUCUCCUCGACCGCGUUACUGCGGAUAAGUACCGCGUGCAGGUUACUGUCCGCUGGGACCUGAUCUCGUCACGGUUGCAGGACCCCGUGGUGUUCGAAGUCGACCCGAUGAUCCAGAUCCAAGGACGAACGUAUGUGCGCCCGCAGUCAAUGUUCAAGCAGCUCUUCAACGCAACCCGCAUCGUGCACUCCACUGUUCGCAUGUUUUCCUUGGCUGUCCGACCUGUCUCCGCCAAACGGGCCGCCGACCUCUGGCGCAUGAACACUCAAAAUGACUACGUUAAGGGCGAAGAACUCCUAACAGCAUGGUCCCCGCGCAAAGUAUCCCUCGUCAAAGACUACCUCGCCGCGCGCAAGCGCCGCCAACGUAUGGCCGAACUCAACGCCGCAAAGGGAGCCCUAAGCGCAGGCUCUCUCGUCCCCUCCGCAACCCGCAACACCCGCUCAAUACCCCUCCGAAGCCCAGAACUCACCGACCGCAAAGCAAAACUCCUCCGCAAAUACCUCGACGUCUGGAUGACCAAGACAGACCCCACAGAAGCAAUCCUCGUCCGCACAAACACCGAACCCCCAGCCGGAGGAGCAGCCUUCGCCCAGACAAAACAGGCUGUCCAACGAGAUGGCAGCAGCACCAGCGGCGACUCGGCAGACCAACAACCGCCCCUAAAGCCCCGCUUCAUCGCAACAAUCCAAACACUCCCCAAGAACCCCUCCUCCACUAAAUCAGGCUACAUCCUCACCCCCGACGACACAAAUAGCCACUGGGUGCGCCGCUUCGUCGAGCUCCGCCGGCCAUAUCUCCAUGUCUACAGCGUCCCUGAAGGCGAUGAGAUUAACGCGAUUAAUCUGCGGAGCUCGCGCGUUGAUCAUGCGCCGGAUUUCGCUCGUCUGCUGGGUACUGCUGGUAAUGGAUCGGGGGCGCCUUCGAGGGGCGGAGGUGGUCAACCGAAUGUGUUUGCGAUCUAUGGGACGCAGAAUACAUUCUUGUUUGCGACGAGGACGGAGGCGCAGAAGGUGGAGUGGAUUUUGAAGAUCGAUCAGAGUUAUUUUAGCAAUGCUAGUCCCGCGAGGACGUAG